Messenger RNA from Pelagomonas calceolata, 1416 nucleotides. The record is from the annotation of a GenBank genome assembly. Lineage: Eukaryota; Pelagophyceae; Pelagomonadales; Pelagomonadaceae.
GACGGCGUCGGGUGGCGUGAGCGCUGCGGUAGCAGCUGCCGGAAGCUGGCCAAUUAUCAAUCUUUGCGGUCUCAAUGGUUCGUGUCUGUCGUGAGGACGGAGAGCUUGGAUGGUAAAAGUUUUUUGUUCGGAGAGGCCAGCGGCUCAGACCGAUAGAGCCACGCUGGUCGGCCACUGGUCAAGUCACCACUGGACCGGGCCGAUAAUAAACAAGGAACAGCUAUGGUCCUUGCUGGCGUAUAUAUCGAAAUAUCCGCCUUGCAUGCCAGUGCGCUUUUGCUUUUUGCUAGUGUCUUUACAGGCCGCUAGGGCUCCUUCGCGGGGUUGUGGUGGGGGAGCUCCGGGAGGUUGCCUAACGCACAUAUUUAUCAACGCCCCAAAAAGAACGACGCGUUCCCAGACCGCUCGGCGUACUCACGCGGCUUGCGGCACGCGUGGUCGAUGUACACCGGCGGCGGCUGCAGGUCUCCAGAUACCGCCUCAACUACUCGCGACGCCGACGAGCAGCACCCCGGCUUGUUGGCGAAGUGGCGUCGCCACGAUCGAUAGUUCCACCACGGCCCCAGGCUGUAGACGAGGAGCCCGUCGCGCUUUACCGCGUGCAAGAUCUCGUAGGAGAGAACAUUCUGGUCCGCGCCGUUGCUCUCCGCGCUCCCCCGCGUGCCCAGCUUCUUCUCCGAGCCUGUGUGCAAAUCAACCAGUGAGCAGGCGUCGCGUCGAUGGCGUGGAGGACGACGCGGCGAUUCAGGACGAACGCGCCGUAAAUUUGAUUUCCACACAGCUCCGAGCAGUACGCGUGGAUCCAGGCAUGGUAGAGCUUCAUUGUCGCGCGGCUUUUGCGCCAGAGAAUGACGCCCGAGUUGGACUUGUCGUAGGCCGGCGCGCGCCAGGUCCCCUUCGCCGCCGCGGGGCCGCUCGGCACGCUCUCGCGCGCCGGCACGAGCAGCAGGUCGUAGACGUCGAGGAGGCCCAUGCCGCCGCCCGCCCGCAGCUGCGUGUACAGCGUCGCGAGGUCGAAGCACGGCACCGUGUCCGCGUCCAGAAAAAUAUUGUGCCGGAACGGCGCCGCCAUGAUGGCGACCAUCUUCAGGAGCCGCGUCGGCGCGAUACUAUGUGAAUUGCGGCACGGCGCGUCCGGCGCCGUGUACUUGGCCAAGUGGCGCCAGAGCUGCGCGGCGUGCGAGCUGCCGGACGUCACGUCGACGCACUUCCAGGGCGCGCCGCCGCGCAGGCGCUCGCACGUCGCGUGGUCGUCGGCGCUCAGCGUGUGAAUGUGGGCAUAACGCGUCGACAACUGGCGCACGGACUCCGCGGCCAUGAGGACGUUGAGCCGUCCGGUCGCGGCGUAGGUGACGCCGAUGUCGGGCAACGCGUCGACGGCGCACCGCGCCAGGCAAACGAGUGAGAGUAGCCUCA